Brassica napus (rape) is the source of this 508-nucleotide messenger RNA. Its product is annotated as protein transport protein yos1-like. Lineage: Eukaryota; Viridiplantae; Streptophyta; Magnoliopsida; Brassicales; Brassicaceae. Gene Ontology annotation, biological process: endoplasmic reticulum to Golgi vesicle-mediated transport. The record is from RefSeq and is a predicted model, not a curated record. The transcript has 3 exons. Gene Ontology annotation, cellular component: Golgi membrane; endoplasmic reticulum membrane; COPII-coated ER to Golgi transport vesicle. The coding region runs from base 177 to 413 and encodes 78 amino acids.
AUGUAAGUAUGAUCUUCGUCUUAGUGGAAUCUUAGUGGAAUCUUCAUAUGAUCUUCGUCUCUUGAACAAGAUCUCUCUAACCCUUUAACCCCGAUUCGAUUCGAUUCGACUCAGCUGUAAGUAGUCAGGCUAAGGAUUCUAACCAGGCUUGGAGCUUACUACAAAGUGAAAUCAUCAUGGGAUUCUGGACACUGAUGGAAGGGUUGCUGCUAUUCGCAAACGCACUUGCCAUCCUCAACGAAGACCGUUUCUUAGCUCCCAAAGGAUGGACACUCGCGGAGCUUCACCAAACCGGCAAAAGAAACUCCCUCAAAGGCCAAAUCGUCGGUCUCAUCCACGCCUGCCAGUACAUGCGGCUUCCCCUCAUGCUCUUCAACUUAAUUGUCAUCGUCUUUAAACUCUUCUCCGGUUAAAAAAAAAAAAUCAUAUUCAAAUACACUAGUUGAUCCUUUGUCUGAACAAGCACUUUGUUGUUUAUUCAUCCAUAAAGCUAGCAUUGUAUACAUUA